ACAAUAAUUUUUCAAUGUAGGCUUCCUCCAGCUCUUCAACACCAACAAGGAUUAGAAGCAGGACAUCUUCAUUUACAGAGCAGCUUGAUGACGUGACACCAAACAGAGAGGUACUAGCCGGGAUGGUAGCAGAACCUGCCUUUCUCUCUGAGUAUACUAUCUUUGCUUUGGAUUCCUCCAAACAGCCUAAAACACAGAUUGGCAGUGUGAAUGUAUCAACACAAGCUACAAAAUCUCCAGAUGGUGUUAAUAGAAGUGAAGCAUCCCCUCCUCAGUCGGGCGACACACAGACCUUUGCACAGAAGCUCCAGCUCCGAGUGCCUUCAGUGGAGUCUCUGUUUCGGAGUCCCAUAAAGGAAUCUCUGUUCUGGUCUUCUAAAGAGUCUUUAGUGCGAACAUCUUCCAGAGAGUCCCUGAGCCAGCUUGACCUGGACUGUCCCGCUGCCACCUUUGACCCACCUUCUGAUAUGGAGAGCGAGGCUGAAGACGCACCAGGCAGCUCUGACAGCCUCAACAGAGAGCAGUUGCUUCAGCGGUUGCGAAGAAUGGAACGAAGCUUAAGUAGUUAUCGAGGGAAAUAUUCAGAGCUCGUCACGGCAUAUCAGACUCUUCAGAGGGAGAAGAAAAAGUUACAAGGUAUAUUGAGUCAGAGUCAAGAUAAGUCACUGCGGAGGAUCUCAGAAUUGAGAGAGGAGCUGCAGAUGGACCAGCAAGCAAAGAGACAUCUCCAGGAAGAGUUUGAUGCUUGUCUGGAGGAGAAAGAUCAGUAUAUCAGUGUCCUCCAGACUCAGGUUUCUCUCCUAAAGCAACGUUUACAAAAUGGCCCAAUGAGUGCUGACUUAGCGCAGCCACCCCCUCCCUCGGAGCUCCAGGUAGAAGUGGACCCUGACAGAGAGAGGACAGAGGAUGUCGGGGAGCCAGUGGGAGGUAGAGCUUCCACUAAGACACUGGAAAUGCUUCAGCAAAGAGUGAAACGUCAGGAAAACCUCCUUCAGCGCUGCAAGGAAACAAUUCGGUCCCAGAAGGAGCAGUGCUCGCAACUAAGCAGCGAAAAGGAAGCCCUGCAGGAGCAAUUGGAUGAAAGGUUGCAGGAGCUGGAAAAGGUGAAGGAGCUUCAUAUGGCUGAGAAGACUAAACUUAUCACUCAGUUGCGUGAUGCAAAGAACUUAAUUGAACAGCUUGAACAAGAUAAGGGAAUGGUAAUAACGGAGACGAAGCGGCAGAUGCAUGAGACCCUGGAACUGAAAGAAGAAGAAAUCACUCAGCUUCGUAGUCGCAUCAAACAAAUGACUAGCCAAGGAGAGGAAUUGCGGGAACAGAAAGAAAAGUCUGAAAGAGCUGCUUUUGAGGAACUUGAAAAAGCCUUGAGUACAGCCCAAAAAACUGAAGAAGCACAGAGAAGGAUGAAGGCAGAGAUGGACGAACAGAUAAAGGCUGUUGAGAGAGCAAGCGAGGAGGAGCGUCUCCGUCUUCAGCAGGAACUGAGUCGGGUGAGACAGGAGGCCGUCAACAUGAUGAAAAAGACCUCAGAAGAACAACUUGCUGAACUUCAGAGGCUGCAUGCAGAGGAGCUGGCCAGCAGAGAGCAGGAACUGGCCAGAAAGCUCCAGACCCGAGAGAGGGAGCUGCAUGAGCAGAUGAAAAUAGCUCUUGAAAAAAGUCAAUCAGAAUAUUUGAAGCUCAUCCAAGAAAAAGAGCAGCAAGAUUCCUUGGCUCUAGAAGAGUUAGAGCUGCAGAAAAAAGCAAUCCUUUCAGAGAGUGAAAAUAAACUCCAGGAACUUGGGCGAGAAGCAGAGGUUUACCGAACUAGAAUACUUGAAUUGGAAACCUCCUUGGAAAAAAGCUUACAAGAAAGCAAAACUCAGUCAGAGCAUUUAGCUGUUCAUCUGGAAGCUGAGAAGAAUAAGCACAGUAAAGAGCUCACAGCCAUGACUGAGAAGCACAGGGCAGAGCUGGAGCGUCUCCAGCAGCAGCAGGACAGCCUGUGGGCUGAGAGACUCCAGGGUCUCACACAGCAGCAUCAGACUGCAGUGGAGCAGCUGAGAAAGAAGUAUGAACAAGAUAAAGACGCCUUACUAAAGGAGAAGGAGAGUCUUUUCCAGGCCCACAUACGAGACAUGAAUGAAAAGACCUUGGAGAAGUUGGACGUGAAGCAGACAGAGCUGGAAUCACUAUCUUCGGAGCUGGCAGAAGCACUGAAAGCCCGUGAGCAGCUCGCUGAGGAGCUUUCUGUUUUGAGGGGUGAUGCAGAGAAAAUGAAGCAGGCUUUAGAGGCCGAGCUGGAGGAGCAGAGGCGGCACCACCAGCACGAGGUCGACAGCAUGAGUAAGGAACAAGAAAUAACUGUCCAGAGAACCGAGAAGACCCUGAAAGAUGAACUCAACCAGCUGGGGCUUCUCCUGAAGGAGAGAGACGAACACCUGAAAGAGCAGCAGGCUCGAAUAGACGAUCUUGAAGCUCAUCUUCACAAGUCUGCUGGGGAGCUGCAGCAGGCCUUGGCUAAGCUGGACCUCCUACACUCACAACAGAGCACCACACAUGAGCAGAUGGGCCUGUAUGAGGAGCAGCUGGCCCAAAUGCGGCAGAAGGUGUUGGAUCUGGAAACAGAGAAGAACCUUCUUACCAAGCAGGUAGCUGACCUGGAAACACAAGAAAAGCACAUGUGUAUGGAACUAGACACUCGGAGAGCACAGGCACAGCAGCUUGAGGAGCAGAAGCGUGAGCUGGAGGAGAAAGGCAGAUCGUUAGCCCAGCUUCACGAGUCACAGCUCAAGGACAGUCACAUGGAGAAGGAGGAGACAAGGCAAAUCCUGAUGGAAAAGGAAAAUGUCAUUUUACAAAUGCGAGAAGAAAUCGAGGCCCUCAAACAGAAAUUGUCUUCCAAAGAAGAAAGUAUUAGUAUUUUGCAUGAGGAAUAUGAAACCAAAUUUAAAAAUCAGGAAAAAAGGGUGGAAAAAAUUAAGCAGAAAGCAAAAGAAAUGCAAGAAACAAAGAAAAAGUUGUUGGAUCAGGAAGCCAAACUUAAGAAAGAGCUUGAAAAUACCGUCCUAGAGCUCAGUCAGAAAGAGAAACAGUUCAAUGCCCAAAUCCUGGAAAUGGCACAGGCCAACUCAGCGGGGAUCAGCGACACCGUGUCAAGACUGGAGGCCAACCAAAAGCAGCAGAUUGAAAGCCUGACCAAAGCUCACCAGCGAAAACUUGAUGACGUCACAGAGUGCUGGGAAAAGAGACUCAGUCAUCAGGCUGAAGAAUUGCGGGACCAGCAUGAGCGGCGCGUAGAGGAGAAGGAACAAGAGCUGACAGAGCUGAAGCAGAAGCUGCUCACACUGGAGUCUGAAAAAGAGGAGGUGAGCAAGGCAGCUGUGGGGCUGAAGGAGGCGGCUGCUAAGCAGGGUGCGGUGCUCACACGUCUGCAGGAACAGCUAGAGCAGAAGUCUGCCCACAUCGGCUCACUUUCUCAGAAGGAGGCGCAGUUGCAAUCACAAGUUGAAAAGCUGGAGAUGGAUCUGGGUUGUUCUCUGAAGGAGAAGGCUUCUCUGGAGAAGGAGCUGGCGGACCUGAAAGUGCUGAGUGAGAGGGGGAGGCUCAGGGUCUCUGAGCUUCUGAGCAAGGUGCAGGCUGCAGAGGAGGAGCUCCGCAGCUGCAGGGCUGCUCAGGACAGCAGUAGGAAGAGCCUAGAGGACAAAAGCUUGACCCUCAAAACCCUGCUUGGGGAACUCGCAUCUCAGUUAGACAGUCGCUGUGAGAAAACCAAAGCUUUGUUAGAAGCUAAAACAAAUGAACUGCUCAGCGUCAGCGGUGACAAAACAGAUGCCAUUCUCUCUAGGCUUUCGCGCUGCCGGCAGCACACCGCCACAGUUAGGGAGGCACUGCUCAUGAAAACAGGCCAGGUCUCUGAAUUAGAAGCACAGCUUAAACAGCUGACAGAAGAGCAACACACACUCAAGAGCUCUGUUCAACAGGUCACCCAUCAGCUGGAAGAAAAAGAAAACCAGAUUAAGGCCAUGAAGGCUGAUAUCGAGGGUCUCGUCACAGAAAAGGAAGCCUUGCAGAAGGAAGGAGGCCAGCAGCAGCAGGCGGCCUCUGAAAAGGAGUCUUGCAUCACACAGUUGAAGAAAGAGUUAUCAGAGAACAUCAAUGCUGUUACACUACUGAGAGGAGAGCUUUCGGAGAAGACGGCUGAGAUUGACAGCCUUCGCACACAGCUCAGUGAUCUCAGUGCUCAGCUGGAGAACAGCGUCAGCCUAAGUGACAAAGCAGCAGCCAUGUCGUCACUGAGCAAGCAGCAUGAGGAGCGACAAAUGGAGCUGCAGGGUCAGCUGCAAGAGCUGUCUCUGAAAGUCGACACUCUGAGUAAGGAGAAAAUGUCUGCUCUUGAGCAGGUAGAUCAUUGGUCCAACAAGUUCUCCGAGUGGAAGAAAAAAGCCCAGCCCAGAUUCGCACAGUACCAGAGCACUAUUAAAGACUUGCAGACACAGCUUGACGUGAAAGCCAAGGAGGCUGCUGAAAAGGGUGAGCAGAUACAGCUGCUGAAGGAAGACCUUGAUCAGCAGAAUGAAAGACUGGAGUGUUUAAAGGCUGAGGUGGCAGACAGGAAGAACGAGAUGGAGACGAAGGAGCGGGACUUAGAGGCCGAGUUAAAGGUGCAGGCGGCUCGGGUUGUUGAGUUAGAGGACUGCAUUGCUCACAAGAGGAAAGAAGUUGAGUCCCUAAAUGAAAUACUUAAGAAUUCCAACCAAGAGAAGGACACUGAGCGGAAUGAACUGGUUCAGAAACUUCAACACUUUGAAGAGCUGGGAGAGGAGAAAGACAACAGGGUUAGGGAGGCUGAGGAAAAUGUCCUGAGACUAGAAAAGCAAGUGUCCUCCCUGGAGACUGAACUUGGAAUUAUGAAGAAAGAGCUAGAACAUGUGAGUUCAAGUGUGAAAAGCAGAGACGGGGAGUUAAAAGCUUUAGAGGACAAGCUCGAGUUAGAAAGUGCCUCAAAAGUGGAGCUGAAGAGGAAGGCGGAGCAAAAAAUCGCUGCCAUCAGGAAGCAGUUACUGUCUCAGAUGGAAGAGAAAAAACAGCAGUAUGAAAAAGAUACAGAAAGCCAGUUGAGUGAGCUGAAUGCAAAAUUACAAGACAGAGAAAAGCAAAUUCACAUCCUGGAAGAAAAACUUAAAAACCUAGAAAGUUCUCUACAAUCGGAGACAGUGAUUAUGUCCAGAUCCAUACAAAAUGUGGCAGCAUCUUCCGAACAAGAAGCAGCAGAUUCCCAAGGCUGUACGCACAAGGCGUGUGAAGAAAGGAUCCUCGCACUACAGAGAAGAUUAGUUGAAAAAGAGAAGCUGCUGCACAGGUUGGAGCAGGGCACAGGUGAGUCGAAGUUCUCUCUGUCUGAAAUGCAGUUCUCCAUGAAGUUAGACCACACCCAAGCCAAACAACUGGACGAUCAGAUUUUGAUAGGACGUCUUCAAGAAGAACUCGAAGAAAAGAAGAUGAACUGUUCCUUCAUUGCAUCCCAGCCCAUGGAAGAAGAAACUGGUAAAAACAAUACAGGAAUGAAGCAAAACUGGGCAAGUGUGGUUGACAGUGUCCAGAAAACCCUCCAGGAAAAGGAGCGAACCUGCCAGACCCUGGAACAGAAGGUAAAAGAACUGGAGUCAGACUUAGUAAGAGAGAGGGACUCACAUAGACUUGAAUUGGAGACGUUGACCUUAAAAUACGAGAAAUCGCAAGCCUCACAGCAAGAAAUGGAUGGGAAAAAUAAAUCUGUGGAAAUUUUGGAAGAUAGUUCUGAGGAAAAUUCCAAAUUGCAGGUGAUCCAACCGAAAUUGGGGAAUAACAUGGACACCCAGCGUAAUGACCUGGAGUUAAAGUUAGCAGGGGCAGAGCGGGAGAAGCAGAAGCUGAGCAGGGAGGUGGCUAGGCUCCAGAAAGAUCUUCGUGUGCUGAGAAAGGAGCACCAGCAGGAGCUGGACAUCCUGAAGAGAGAGUGCACGCAGGAAGCGGAGGAGAAGCUCAAACAGGAGCAAGAGGAUCUUGAGUUGAAACACACUUCCAUCCUGAAGCAGCUGAUGAGGGAGUUUAAUACCCAGCUGGCACAGAAGGAGCAGGAACUAGAAAGGACCAUUCAGGAGACCAUCCAUAAGGCCCAGGAGGUGGAAGCUGAGCUUCUGGAGAGCCACCAGGAAGAGACGCAACAGUUGCACAGAAAGAUUGCGGAGAAAGACGAUGACCUGAAAAGAACAGCCAGGAGAUACGAGGAGAUCCUUGAUGCCCGUGAAGAAGAAAUGACUUCAAAAGUAAAUGACCUGCAGACUCAGCUUGAGGAGCUACAGAAGAAAUACGAGCACAGACUAGACCAGGAGGAGAGUGCGGAGGACAAUGAAACAAUUAUGGAGCUACAGACACAGCUAGCCCAGAAGACCACUCUGAUCAGUGAUUCCAAGUUGAAGGAGCAGGAGUUGAGAGAGCAGGUCCAUAAUUUAGAAGACCGUUUGAAAAGAUAUGAAAAGACUGUGUGUUCGCCACCUGUGGGGACGCCUCUCAAAGGUGGCAAUUUGUACCACACUGAUGUCUCACUCUUCGGAGAACCUACUGAGUUUGAAUAUUUGCGACAUAAAAGUAGGAGAAACUGCUAG
Messenger RNA from Cricetulus griseus (Chinese hamster), 6626 nucleotides. Lineage: Eukaryota; Metazoa; Chordata; Mammalia; Rodentia; Cricetidae. The record is from RefSeq and is a predicted model, not a curated record.